UUUAUGAUCCUAGCAUGCCAGAGUCUAUUCCUAUUGUUCUGUUUCUUCGUCGUGGAAUACGACGUUUUUGUGGGCUAAUUCAGAUAUGGUUCCGAGCAAUGCUUGUAGGAGCUGUAUGGUUGAUAACGUUACCUUAUAUGACUGUUUGGGUAUGGAGAUUUUAUUUUUGGAGCGGAGAGAGUGUAGCUUUUAGUCUGAAUGGUCAGAGGCCACCUUCUAGAUUGACAGACAAUAACAACACUAUGACUGGUGAAAAGAGUGCGUUGGCCAUCUUUUAUGUUGCACUACUCAAAGGAACAUUAUGGUAUAUUCCCCCAGAGGCUGUUGAAUUUGUUGAGGCCUAUGGCGAUUUUGCCAGUAAGUUUUUAGCUGACACAUUUGAAGGACAGAUCAUUACAUGCGUUGUAGUAAUAGUGUUUGUGGCUGUAUUUAUGUUGAGAGAAUGGAUAGUACAAAAUACUCCAGCUGAAGAUGGGUUGGAAAACGAUGAAUUGGACAUUUUAGAAAAUGAAGCAAUUCAAAAUGAAGGAAUGGAAAAUAAUGGAAUAGGUUUGCCAAAUAUCGCACCAAUACCUGAACAAAAUGCUAACCGUCCUGAACAGCCAGAAAAUAAUAAUGAUGGGGAAUUCGUUUUUCAGAAUGGCAUUCGCAUACCAUUAUUUCAGCCACAAUUACAGUUCGAGAAUUUGGAGCCAAUACAACAACCCGAACAUGAACCUAUACAGAAUCAAGCGCAAGAUACUGGCGAGUUACAUAUGGAAAACCUUGUACCACAAACUGAAAUGCCAGGAUUAAAUCAGAAUGAUAUCGAAUCGGACUGGGUGGAGGAUGAAUACCAUCAAAUAAAUAAUGACGACACACAAAUUGAAUCAAAUGUCGAAGCAAUUGAUAAAAAUCCGAGUUUUUUGUAUCAGAAUGAUUUCGAAGGUGACAAUAAUUUCGGCAGUACCCAGUCUGUUUCAACAUCAUCAGUAUCUCAUUCGACAUGGGAUAACGAACAAUCAACUGAUAACAGUAGUAAAUCUAUUGUUGCAGAUGUGCAACAACCUCCUUUUUAUGUUCCAUACGCGGCAGCAGGUACAAGACUUUCUAUAUCUGAUUACAUGGAUGAAAUAAAUCAAAAGGACGAAGAUGAACCUUUGGUUCAAUCGGAUUUUUUGACUGGAUAUCCUAAAACUGAUGAAUUGCCCUCAUCAUCACAAAAGUUACCAUCGCUUGCUUCAAACAACUCCAAUUUGGGACAAUUCGAGUCAAAUUGUGUCGAUUCUGAACAAGAUGACGAGUCAAAAAGUAAAUCCACACAAAGUUUUUUAUCGUCUUCAAAGACAGCUUCUGCACAGUAUAAUAUUAAUAAUAUCGGAGGAACUCGAAGGAUACGACCAAUUAGUAAAGUGAGAAGGGUAGGUGCCCCAACUCCGGGCCCAUUAAAUACUCAAAAGCUUGGUACCACCUCAACAAACUCCUCACCUUGUGACAAUGAAGAAACUGUUAAAGAUGCUUCUACGAUAGAUUUAAACUACCAUAAAGCUUCUUCUACUAAAGUAUCGCCUUCUGAUAACAAUGGUGAUUAUGAAGAGGCAUCAGAGACAUCAGAUAGUGACGAAGAUAAUGAAGAUAUAAAUCUUCAAGAAAAGUACCCGAGAGAAAUUGGCACAGCCUACAGCCCUUCAAGAGAUAUAACAAAUGGAAAUGUUUAUUAUGCUGAUGAUUCAGCAUUCGCCCUGCAUCGCAUUCCUAAGAAUGGCCCAAAUUCAUCGAUUACCGACCUUUUUGGAAACAAUAAUCCAAUCGAAAGGGAAAAUGCUGAACAAGGAGAAGGACCUGUGGAUGCAAUAGAUGGUGGCAACAUCGGUCAACCUGAUCCUGGCUUGGAUGUUAAUAAUAUUCAGCAACAAGCAAGACAAGAACAGCAAGCUGAUACAAUUUGGACUCAAUUUUGGAAUUGGGUCGCCAACGUUUUGAAUGAUAUACCUGAUCUUAAUAAUGAAGCACAAGAUAACGAUCCACAAGCUGUCAAUGACGACCAAGUUGCUAUGAAUCCACCCAUUGGCCCAAUAAGAAGAGAACCCAAUGCAGAAGCACCUGUUUUUCCGGUUCCUGUAUUUAAUGAAGCUAUCGAUGUUCCAGUUGCUGGUCCUGCUUUAGGUCUUGAACCAGAAGAGGAAGAGGAAGAAAACGUUGCCAAUGAGGACCUUGAAGGAGUUUUAGAAGCCAUCGGCAUGAGAGGCUCUUUGUGGAUGCUUGCUCAAAACUCCGCAUUGAUGGCAGUAUUAAUUGCUUUAUGUCUAUUUGGCUCGGUUUGGCUGCCUUACUUUGUUGGCAAAGCAUUUUUACUGGUCAAACCUUUGAACUUGAUACAACUUCCAUUGACUUUAUUGCGGAAAUUGACUGACCCUUUGGUCGAUCUAAUAAUAGAUACCACAUUACCUUGGUUAUGGGGGUUCAUCUUACCAAUAUUAAAAUCAUUAUGGAACUUAAUUUAUCCUACUUUAUCUCCAAUGGUUAAAGACACGUCCUUAAUGGUUUACAUACAAGACAUUUCAAACCAGUCUCGAUACAUUAUAGCCAAUUCUGCAUCUUUGUUGACACAAAUCACCUCCGCAUCUGGGAAAAUAACAAGUGGUACUGGUAUAGAUAGUAAUGUAAAUCAUAUCUCUGAGUUCCUUGAAGGCCAAAACUUAACAGUACUUGUAAAAAUAAUCGAUCGGUGGAAUGGAUUUGCUUAUGGUAAUACACCAACGGACAAAAUUGUCUGCAUUUUCUGUGGAUAUUCGAUCAUUAUCCUUUUGUGCGUGUGGUAUCUAUCACGGACAAGAAAUCCGUAUGGUCGUACCGUUGGACGUGCUGCUCAAAAAGUGCUGCGACAACAGGGCAUUGUCUUGAAGGUUGCGUUUUUUGUCGCUAUUGAAUUGUUAAUUUUUCCCAUUAUAUGUGGUAUCUUGUUGGAUCUAUCUACCUUACCACUUUUCCCUGAUGCCACCCCGACAUCUCGCUUGGAGUUCUAUCUCGAAUCCCCUGUCACUUCAACAUUUCUUCAUUGGUUUACUGGCACUGCAUUUAUGUUUCAUUUUGCGGUGUUUGUUUCUCUUUGUCGUGAAAUUGUCCGUGCUGGCGUUAUGUGGUUCAUUCGUGAUCCAAACGAUCCGCAAUUCCAUCCCAUCAAAGAAAUUUUAGAAAGACCUGUCUGGACACAGUUGAAAAAAAUUGGUGCAAGCGGUAUUAUGUACAGCGCUAUGAUCGUAUGUGGAUUAGGAAGUGUUAUAUACUUCAUUAGAUAUGCUUUUAAUGGCAUAUUACCUUUGCAAUGGUCGUUUACCGAACCUAUAUCGGACUUUCCUGCUGAUCUUUUGGUAUUCCAUAUCAUUAUCCCUGUCACUGUCACAUUGGCGAAGCCUAAGCGUUUGUUCCGUACAUUAUUUGAAAAUUGGUGGCAUAUUACCUCACAUCACCUUCGAUUGACAUCCUUCAUGUUUGGAGGACGUCAUUAUGAUGAAGAAGGUACACAUGUUCGAAAGACAUGGCGUGCCUUUUUCCUCUUUUUUAAGGCACCAAUUGUUGAUAAUAAUGCAGUUGAAAAUGAUGAUGUUGUCUUCGUGAGAGAUGGUGGGUUUGUUCGAGCACCAAGUUAUGACGCCGUACCCGUAGAACCUGGAAAACGGAUGUUGAUACCUGUUACUGAAGAUGGUACUUUGAUCGAUCCUAAUGAUGCACCGGCCGUAGAUGACGAUCAGCCCGUCUAUACUAUUGUUUAUAUUCCUCCUAAUUUCAGAGCAAGAAUUAUAUUGUUUUUAUUUCUUAUGUGGUUUUGUGGUUCUUUGUUCUGUUGUUCAGUGACCGUUUUACCUCUUUUGACUGGUCGAUUUAUUUUUCAAUCUAUUCUUUGUUAUGAACGUCCCGUCCACGACUUAUACACAUUUACAGUUGGCUUAUAUGUCAUGUGGUCAUUAGGCAUCACUCUUGAAUGGUUAAUACGGAAAUGUCAAGCUUUCGCCGAAAAACGAGACCGUUAUGCUGAUUGGGCUGACAUAAAGCGUAAAAUAGGGCAAGGAAUUAUCAUAUUCGCAAAAAUAGCAUAUCUCUUUAUAUCUUUCGGUAUUGUUAUUCCAUUCCUUCUUUCUUUGGUUAUUGAAUUAUAUAUAAUUCUUCCUUGGAAGAAACCUACUACGGACGUACAAAUGAUUUCGUUCUUGCAGGACUGGGCUUUGGGUGUUGUUUAUAUGAAAAUUGCAUAUCGUAUUAUAUUUAUGUUGCCCGAUAAUGUUUAUAGUAGAGCAAUCAAUGAAAUUACUGUACAUGGCAUUAGACGCUUAAAUGUUAAAUUGGCAACGACCGUCUUUAUUAUUCCUAUUGGUGGUUCGGCAUUGUUAGCGGUUAUAUUUCCAGCUGUCACGGCGUGGGGAAUUAUACAUUUGUCGGGCAUUACAAAUGCCAUUACAAUAGCUAGAAUAAAUCGAUUUAUAUAUACAGUUUUUUUGGCGAUGGUAUUCGGGUAUCGAAUUCAAAGACAAACUACACAAUUAAUAGAAAAUUGGAUGCAAACAGUUAGGGAUGAAGAAUAUCUUAUAGGACGAAGGCUACAUAAUAUAGAACCAAAUGAGCAAGCUGGAAAUGACAGCAAUGCUCGUAAUAAUCCUAAUAAUGCCUCAAUGGCAGCAUAG
This is a messenger RNA of Cetraspora pellucida, 4658 nucleotides long. The record is from the annotation of a GenBank genome assembly. Lineage: Eukaryota; Fungi; Glomeromycota; Glomeromycetes; Diversisporales; Gigasporaceae.